This is a messenger RNA of Talaromyces atroroseus, 1389 nucleotides long. RefSeq lists its product as hypothetical. The transcript has 3 exons. The record is from RefSeq and is a predicted model, not a curated record. NCBI's taxonomy places the organism in Eukaryota, Fungi, Ascomycota, Eurotiomycetes, Eurotiales, Trichocomaceae. The coding region runs from base 1 to 1389 and encodes 462 amino acids.
AUGGAUAGCAACUACAAGGUCCCUAAUCAUGCGUGCACGACAGCAGAAAACUCGCACAACGAAGCUCUGGAUCUUUUCCAUCAUCGAUUCCAGGCAGGAGGCCAACAAGCCCAAGAAGAAGUCUUUCUGGGACAAAGCACGCCGUACCUGGAGGCAGCUUGUGAAGCCAUUCAAGUAGCUGGGGUGCAGCCUCACACCACACUAGAUGAUAUCUGGGGGUGGCCAGAUGCCCAAGUGAUGGCCAGCGGGGUUGACUUCUGGGAUGAAGAGGGCUUUUGUUACUGUCUUAGCCCAGAGAAGGUGCGCUCACUGGAGUCAUUGUCAUCUGCACAGAGUGUUGCAAGCUUCAGCUUUGGUGGUGAGGAAUUUGAAGGGAAAGUCCUGCGAGAAAUCACACAGAGCGAUGAGGGUUAUUCAAUUUUGGCUUUGGGACCAUCAUACUCCUCGCUUCCAAGUCGUCUGUCCACUGAAUGUACUUCUUCGUCUACGCGCAACAUUGUCAUGCCCUCUCCCCAAGCCAUCAUUAUUCCUGGCACGUCUCGUACGCCGAGGGUUAUUGACCCUGAAGACCCCGAUGAGGGCGAAGACCUCGAUUUGCCUGACUCUGAUUGCCCUGGCUUGCGCCCCCAAGAUUUUGGCUUUCUCGCACCAGACCACAUCCGACCACGAUCUCCUGUGCCAGUUACGCGCGCUGAAACAAUCACAGUUACCCUUGGGAACUGGGAACGCCAGGUUACAGUCAUCAAGCCCAAUGCGGAUUAUCGAGACAUACCGUCGCCUAUUAUGCAGCCAGGCUCUCCUCCGCAGCGUCCUCGCAAGCCUUCUCUCGGUAAUUUUUACAAGGCCCCAUCACGGCGAGACUCUGAGGAGACUCACGGAUUGGGGAUCUUGGAGGAGUCUUCGGUCGCAGCCAACAACAACGAACCGUCUUUUCUACCUCCUUCGCCGGACCUCAAGAUCCCAGAACGCGCAGUCAGCUUUACGAAUCAUCCAAGCAACUCCGAUGUGUCUUUAUUCAACCUCGGUUCUCCAAAUCAGCCUCUAUCAUAUGACGAGAAACAGCAGCAGCAACCACAACACCGUUCGGCGCUCGAUUCUACGUUGCAGUCUUCUCUACCACGCUCUCGAGGUCUUGCCAAACUUGCUUCUAGCUCGUUGACUAUGCAGCCAGUUCCCAAUCUGCGGUCAUCUUACCAAAUGCCUACUGCGAGACUGCCGGCGCGAGGACAACUUCGCCAGAACGAGAGUAUCCGGCCUCCAGUCAUACUUUCCGUGCAGGUUCCUCAGGGAAAUGAUUUGAGUUGGUCUGCACCCGUUUCGCCAGAGUCGAAAAAACAAACAUCUCCAGGUGUGGUUUUUGAGCUUGACGAGGAAUUAAACGACUCAUGA